CUCAACUCCUCAGAUCAAACAUCGAGAUCCUCUCUUAAUCUACUACAACACAGUCCAGCAUUUUCUUAAGACCUACAAUGGCGAAAAAUAUGGCUCAGUCUCCUCUCGAAAGGAACUCAUUGAUUUCACUUGAGCAAAGGCUAGCCACAGCAAAGCGAUGUUCUCGUGAAGGUGUUGUUGCAGGAGCAAAGGCAGCUGUGGUUGCCACUAUUGCAACCGCCGUUCCAACUUUGGCUAGUGCUAGGAUGCUGCCUUGGGCGAGAGCAAACCUUAAUCACACUGCUCAGGCUCUGAUCAUCUCCACAGUGGCCGGGGCUGCCUAUUUUAUAGUUGCAGACAAGACUAUUCUAGCAUCGGCAAGGCGAAACUCCUUCAACCAAAGUGCUUCGGCUAACUUAGAAGCGUGAAACGCAGGAAUUAUGUUGUGUUUUCUGUAUUACUAAGCCUAUGAUGCUACUAAUUAAGCAGCUGAUGAAAAGAUCCAUUAAUAAAGAUGAGCUUUGAAUGAUUGAUUACCA
Messenger RNA from Daucus carota subsp. sativus, 518 nucleotides. Its product is annotated as early nodulin-93. The transcript has 4 exons. Lineage: Eukaryota; Viridiplantae; Streptophyta; Magnoliopsida; Apiales; Apiaceae. The coding region runs from base 78 to 407 and encodes 109 amino acids. The record is from RefSeq and is a predicted model, not a curated record.